Messenger RNA from Lasiosphaeria miniovina, 2693 nucleotides. RefSeq lists its product as uncharacterized. The record is from RefSeq and is a predicted model, not a curated record. Gene Ontology annotation, molecular function: RNA polymerase II cis-regulatory region sequence-specific DNA binding; DNA-binding transcription activator activity, RNA polymerase II-specific; zinc ion binding. Bases 93 to 2486 code for a protein of 797 amino acids. Gene Ontology annotation, cellular component: nucleus. The transcript is spliced from 4 exons. Lineage: Eukaryota; Fungi; Ascomycota; Sordariomycetes; Sordariales; Lasiosphaeriaceae. Gene Ontology annotation, biological process: DNA-templated transcription; regulation of transcription by RNA polymerase II.
GAUUUGGCAACACCGCGCGAUUGCAAUCUCGCCCAAGCGCGGGAUCACCUGGGCAAGGAAGGAGCACAGCAGGAAGCAGGCACUAGGCAGAGAUGGACAGGUUGCGGGAGAGUGGGGGCUCGGAGCCGAGAACACCAUCGAAUCCUUUGUCGACGACUGCUCUCGACGGAAUCCCACGAUCCAAGAGUGUGAAACGGCCCCGACCAGUCAAGUCGUGCCUCGAGUGCCGAAAGCGCAAGCUCAAGUGUGAUCGUCAAAAGGAGUGUUCCCAGUGUCAAAAGGCACGGAGGUUCUGCAAAUACCCUGAUAACAAUGCCGGAGGCGGUUCGGACGCCUCUGACGGCGAGACGGAAAGGGCUACCAAGCGCCCCCAGUACGCCGCGGGCCCGUCCACUUCCGAUGCAUCUCGUCUUUCGGCUUACUCUGGUGGUGCCGAAUUGGCAAUCCCGAGAAGUCCCGUCGGCAUGGACGAGGUUGCUGCCCGCCUGGAGCGGCUCGAGAAGCUGAUCACGGGCAGUCGCGUUGCAGCAUCGCCGAUAGCCAUUCGGGGCUUGUCGCUGAAGGGCGAAAUGGGAGCCCGCAUGCUGGGGCAGAGCAAGGCUAGGACAAUGUUGCAUCUCUUCGGCGAGGCCAGCGAUAUUAUGAGGAACAUGGCGGACGUGGACCGCUGCCGUGAGGUGUUUUUGGGUCUGCAGGACGCAUACCGGGCUCUGCAGGGGCAGCAUCGGAAAUUGACCGAGGCCAUUCCGGUUUUCGCCCAGUCGACGAUGCCAGUCGAGAAGCGCAUGGCCGACAUCCUGCCGCCGAGGGCUGUUUGCGACAGACUUGGAGAGUCGUACGUCGAGGUCACUGAAGGACUGUGCCGUUUUAUCCACAUGCCCUCGUUCUGGCGAGAGUACGAAAACUUCUGGGGCGGAAGGGAAUGUCGCGACGGCUUUCUUCCACAGCUGCUCUGCGUCCUUUGUAUCGGCGCAAGAUUUGCGACAGACACCAGAGGCCUUAGCCGUAAUCGCUUCACAAGCGUCCAUAUCCCAACUGCUUGUGCACUCGUUCGUCAGUGGCUGGACGGUCUCCAAGGCGACCAGCUUGUCGAUAUCACGACGCUCGAAACAGAGCUCUUGCUCUUCCACGCGCAAUAUACGAUUGCCCCGAGUCAGCAAACUUCCUGGAUGCAACUGGGGUACGUCGUCAGGAUGGCAAUGGCGCUGGGUCUGCAUAGAGAUCCAUCCGAGGACCCCACAAUCACCCCAUUUCACUCCGAGUAUCGACGCAGGCUGUGGUAUACCGUGUUGGAGACGGACCUCUAUGCCGCCCAAGCGUGCGACCUUCCGUGUGCGACCAAGGAGGGUGAAUAUUCCUGCAAGGCCCCGGCAAACCUGGGCGAUGAAGAUCUCGCAUAUGACGCCAAGAGACUGCCAGAAACAAAGCCCUUAGAUCACUAUACGUCUCGUCAGCUUCCGGUCUAUGCAGCAAGGACGCUCCCGAGUCGAAUAAACGCCGCGAGCGUUGUCAGCCGCCUGGAUUCCGUCCAAGACUAUGCUGAGAUCUUGGAUGCCGGCGCAGCCCUGGAAAGAGCAAUCGACGACAUCAACUGCCUUUUCCCUCAGUUUACCUCGCUAGACAUACAAGAAAAGCAUAGGCAAUGGAUCACCAAGACCUUUCUCAGCCUGCAAGCCCGCCAGUCCUUAAUAGCUCUGUAUCGUCCCUUCGUUUUUAAUGCUCCUAAUUGCCCGCCGCAGAUUUCGUCAAGUUUUUUGAAGUCGUCCAUGAUGGUUCUUGUUUACGCCGAGGAACUCGAUACGCCGCGCCCUGGCCACGAAGAGGCCAUGGUGAUGUUUCGGUUCAUCUUUAGACAAGACAUUAUCGAGGCGGCAUUUGGCGUGUGCUACUUUUUGAAGAACUCUCGAGAUUCCACGACGCGGGCGGUGUCACGAGACAGCUGGCCUCCAGCCCAGGCCGAGGGUGCGGCGCCAGCGGAGGGGCUUGAUGCGCAAUAUCCCUGGUCGGCCGCAAAGAUGAUCGACGCGGUGGAACGCACAGUUGUACGGCUAUUAGGCACAGUCGGCGCCCCUAGUUCCGACCUCUGGGACAUUAUCGCCCUGGCCAUAGUUGUCAACUCUGUUCGCGCUGGAACUGCAGAGCAGAAACUCGAGCGGACGACGGAUUCGAUUAUGCGGAUCGUAGAUAUCUGUCGUCGGGGCGUCAAGCCGGAAGGCGCCCUGUUCUCUCCAGUGCGUCUCUACACCCAAGGUUUAUCUCUGCGUACCUCGUCUCCGCUGACCACAUUCGCGACGCAGCCGGCCGGAGUUGCUCCCCCGUCUACCGGUAAACAUUCCAACACGCCGGAUGUUUAUUCGAACCCCACGUCGAGAUCGUCUUUGUCGGAGGCUUCGGUGGACGAGGACCAAGACGAGUUGCCGUUCUGGGAAGCUUUUCUCGCGGGCUCGAAUUACACGAGCGACGAGAUGAGUCGCCGUCCAUCUUAGGUUUUUUUCUUUUACAAGGUAUCUCUAAAUGGAGAGCCGUGUCAUGCUAGACGUGUCAUGUGUUGGAUGCCACACCUUUUGGGACCUGUUUGGUAAACUUUGGGCAUUGCGUGGAGUUGUUUGUCUGGGAGCAUUUUAUGGAGUCCGGCUUGGGGAUCAAUGGUUUGAGGGAAAAAAGCAUGCGGAUACAUUCGAAUCAAAGGUUUU